Messenger RNA from Acaulospora colombiana, 1518 nucleotides. The record is from the annotation of a GenBank genome assembly. NCBI's taxonomy places the organism in Eukaryota, Fungi, Glomeromycota, Glomeromycetes, Diversisporales, Acaulosporaceae.
AUGUCUUACGCUAGCUUUGGUCCUCCUGGAGUUCCCCCGCCAGGCACUCUAUAUAGUUCAACUUCAUCUACCUAUGGUGGUAGUAGCGCACCUCAACCGUCAUCCUCUUAUAAUAACGGCGGAUCUUCAUAUGCUGGCUCGUCGUACAAAACUUCGGGUUAUGAUGGUUCUUCAUCCUCUUCGCGUUAUGGUAGUGAUCGUGGAGUGGAUCGUUCCUAUGAUGACCGUAGUCGAAGAGAUCGUAAAGAGUAUGAAUCUCGUAACAGCACCAGUUAUCGGGAACGUAGCCCUGGAUAUGAUAGAUAUAAUAGUAGCGAUCGCUACGGCAGUUCCAGUUAUCGUCCUGGUGGAAACAGUUCAUAUUCUAGUGAUCGCAUGUCAGCUCUAGGCUCUGGCUUAACAAGACAAGAGUGGGAUCUCGCUAAGCUUCCAAAGUUUGAAAAGAAUUUUUACACAGAGCACCCAAACGUUAUCUCUCGAUCACAAGCGCAAGUCGAGGAGUACCGGAGAAGACAUGACAUGAAAGUCUUUGGUCGUGACAUCCCCAAGCCAGUCGAGACUUUUGAAGAAGCCAAUUUCCCAGCCUACGUAUUGAAGGAAAUUCUUGAUUUGGGCUUCACUGCUCCCACACCGAUCCAAUCUCAAGGAUGGCCAAUGGCACUUUCAGGUCGGGAUGUUGUUGGUAUUGCCGAAACCGGAUCCGGUAAAACUCUUGCCUACUGCUUACCAUCAAUCGUUCACAUCAACGCACAACCAUAUCUCAAACCCGGUGACGGUCCGAUUGUGCUUAUCCUUGCGCCAACUCGCGAACUAGCCGUACAAAUUCAGCAAGAAUGCACCAAGUUUGGAAAGUCGUCGAAAAUCAAGAAUACUUGCGUUUAUGGAGGAGUUCCUAAAGGCCCCCAGGCUCGUGAGUUAGCCCUCGGGGUUGAAAUUUGCAUUGCUACCCCGGGUCGGCUAAUAGACAUGUUGGAAUCUCGAAAAACUAAUCUUCGUCGAGUUACAUAUCUCGUUCUUGAUGAAGCAGACCGCAUGUUAGAUAUGGGUUUCGAGCCUCAAAUUCGAAAAAUUGUCGAACAAAUUAGACCGGAUAGACAAACUCUCAUGUGGAGCGCAACUUGGCCUAAGGAAGUCAAGCGGUUAGCUGAAGAUUAUCUGACAGAUUUUAUUCAAGUUAAUAUCGGUUCACUUGAUUUGUCGGCAAGUCACAACAUAAAUCAGACAGUUGAAGUUUGUUCCGAAUAUGAGAAGAGAACCAAAUUAGUUAAACAUCUUGAACGCAUCAUGGAUCAAAAAGAUAAUAAAACCUUGAUUUUUACUGGUACAAAGCGCACAGCAGACGAGAUCACUAAGUAUUUACGUCAAGAUGGCUGGCCAGCACUUGCAAUUCACGGUGACAAGGCUCAAACCGAACGUGAUUGGGUAUUAAGCGAAUUUCGAAGCGGAAAAUCACCUAUAAUGGUGGCAACUGAUGUCGCAUCAAGAGGAAUCGGUGUAGCCGCGGGCAACAAGUAUUAA